AUUUGAAUGUUUACGUGGCACUUGGACGGAAAUAGUAGUUAACGAAUGAUGACGAGGCGAGUGGCGUCACUGGACCAAAUGAUGAGACCCCUGACGUCGUCGUUUUACCCACAAACUCAAAGAACAAAACUCAAAGCCACCACACAACCAUUCAUCCUUCCCCCACCCCCAUACCGCCGUCGCGCCCCGCCGUGGCUCGGAUCGGCCCGGCGAGUUUCACACGGUCUACUCGUACAUACAUACAAACAUAAAGCUAUUAUAUUGAUAUAUAUACACACACACACAUAUAGAUCUAAUCAUAGGUGUAAAGACAUAAGGGGCGGUGAUGAGAGGGAGCUUGCUGGGGCGUCGGACGGCGACGAGACUGCGGCAGGUGGCGAUCUCUGCCGUUGGAUCUGCCAAGAUCAAGUUGUUGCUGUGUUGCUGCGUGUUGUUCGCUUUUUUUGCCACCCGUACGGCGCCGUUUAUGGGAUGGACGGAUCACGCUGCUUCUCUUAAUUCGUUCUCUGGUUCGAGAUUAUAUUACAGGAGGGGAUAUGCUCUUUUGAUAAACACGUGGAAGAGAAAUGAUCUAUUGAAGCAAUCAAUUUCUCACUAUACAUCAUGUCGUGGGCUUGAUUCAAUACGCAUUGUGUGGAGUGAACCGAAUCCUCCAUCAGAUAACCUUGUUAAAUUUUUAACCCAAGUUGUUCAGUCAAAUUCUAGAGAUGGCCGACAGAUUGAGUUGAAAUUUGACAUCCAUGAAGAAGACAGUCUGAACAACAGGUUCAAAGAACUUAAGGAUUUGAAGACAGAUGCUGUCUUGUCCAUCGAUGAUGACAUCAUAUUCCCUUGCUCUACAGUGGAAUUUGCUUUCAGUGUUUGGCGAACUGCACCAAAUGCAAUGGUGGGAUGGGUACCGCGUAUGCAUUGGAUUGAAAAACUGGAUACUUUCAUGCAGAAUGGCAAUGCUGGUCGUUAUAUAUAUGGAGGAUGGUGGUCUGUUUGGUGGACGGGUACAUUCAGCAUGGUACUCUCCAAGGCUGCAUUCUUCCACAAAAAGUAUCUCAGUCUGUACACGAAUGAGAUGCCAGCAUCCAUUAGAGAAUAUGUUGCCAAGAAUAGGAACUGUGAAGAUAUUGCCAUGUCUUUCCUUGUUGCAAACGCCACUGGUGCUCCCCCAAUCUGGGUGAAAGGUAAAAUAUUUGAGAUUGGUUCAACUGGAAUUAGUAGCUUGGGAGGACAUAUUGAAAGAAGGUCCGAAUGUGUGAAUAUGUUUGUGGCCGAAUAUGGACGAAUGCCUUUGGUGUCAACUUCCUUGAAAGCAGUGGAUAGCCGCAACAUCUGGUUUUGGUGACUCCGAGAUAUCUCAUACUUUUCUAAUUUUCCACUCGUUUGGAAUUUUCCACUCAUUUAGUUUGAUUAGUUAACUGAUUGUAAUUUGUUCCCAACUUCUGUAAAUAGGUUACCACGUAACUUGUAUUCUUUUUGAGCAGGACCGGUGUUAGUGGUAUAGCUUGGAUUAGUUCCUGUAUCCUUACCACGUAGGUUGUACAGUAAUAUUUAUGGUGAUCUUCUUAUUCAAUGCCGUUGCAGUUGGUCUUA
Messenger RNA from Rhododendron vialii, 1584 nucleotides. Its product is annotated as glycosylinositol phosphorylceramide mannosyl transferase 1-like. Gene Ontology annotation, cellular component: membrane. Lineage: Eukaryota; Viridiplantae; Streptophyta; Magnoliopsida; Ericales; Ericaceae. Gene Ontology annotation, molecular function: glycosyltransferase activity. The record is from RefSeq and is a predicted model, not a curated record. Bases 326 to 1336 code for a protein of 336 amino acids. The transcript has 5 exons.